CAGGGAUCGACGAGCCAGAGCCGGAGGAACGGCGGGCGGGGUCGAGCCUGCUGAGCUGGCGAAUGAAACCCGGCACCGACUGGUGGCGGUCGCGCCUCCCUCGGGCUCCAGUCGGAGUGCGACAACGAUACUGCUUGGCCUGCUGAGUUCCUCCAACAUUUUGUGUGUGUAGCACAUAUAGAGAGUUAACUGGUGCUACAGUAACUCACAUCACUGGAGGGUAGCUCAGCCACACACAGCCCAUCAUGACUCGUGAAGAAGAGAUGCCAGACUGGGAAGGAGCCCAGGAGUUUUACAGCAAAUACGAUCCAAAGGAGGUCCUUGGCCGGGGAGUCAGUAGUGUUGUCAGGCGCUGCAUAGAGAGGAAGACAGAUAUACAGUACGCUGUCAAGAUUAUUGACAUCACAUCCGAGCACCUGACCCCAGAGGAACUGGAGGAGAUUUGCACAUCAACUACCCAAGAAAUCAAUAUUCUCAAACAAGUGUCAGGACACCCGAAUAUAAUUUCGCUCAAUGACUGCUAUGAAUCUUCAAGCUUCUACUUCUUGGUGUUUGACCUGAUGAAGAAAGGAGAGCUGUUUGACUACCUGACUGAAAAAGUGACUUUGAGUGAGAAGGAGACCAGAAGCAUCAUGCGAGCAUUGCUGGAGGUCGUUCAGUUCCUCCACACCAAGAACAUCGUGCACCGUGAUCUGAAACCUGAAAAUAUCCUUCUGGACGAUGACAUGAACGUAAAGCUGUCAGACUUUGGGUUUGCCCUACAACUGUCCCAGGGGGAGAAGCUGCGAGAAUUAUGUGGGACUCCAGGCUACCUGGCUCCAGAAAUCAUCAUGUGCUCUAUGGAUGAAACGCACACAGGUUAUGGCAAAGAAGUGGAUUUGUGGAGCUGUGGGGUGAUUAUGUACACGUUGCUGAGCGGCUCCCCACCGUUCUGGCACAGGAAGCAGAUGCUGAUGCUCAGAAUGAUCAUGGAGGGAAAUUACAAUUUCAGUUCCCUGGAAUGGCAAGACCGGUCAGACACUGUCAAGGACUUGAUCUCCCAGAUGCUGGUGGUUAAGCCGGAGGAGCGUUACACGGCAGACCAGGCCCUGGCUCACCCCUUCUUCCAGCAGUACCUAGUGGAGGAGGUUCGUUACUUCAGUCCCUACAGGAAAUUUAAGACCAUCAUCUGGACAGUUCUGGCCUCAGUUCGUAUUUACUACAAGUAUCGGCGAGCGAAGCCUCUCAACAAACACGUGCUCAUGCGUGAUCCCUACGCUUUUAAAGGAAUUCGUAAAAUCAUCGAUGGCUGUGCUUUCAAGGUGUACGGACACUGGGUGAAGAAAGGUUUGCAACAGAACCGAGCCGCUUUGUUUGAGAAUUCCCCCAAAGCCUUCCUGUUCUCCCUCAGUGAAGCCACAGCAUAGCUGAGACGAGUCGUCACUCUCCGGUCAUUAGCCACGCUCGUGUGGUGUGUGUUCACUGGCAGUGAUCCCGACACUGCUGUCUGCUUCCAUCCUCUAUGUUCAAGAUGCGUGGUGAAGAUGUCACUUUACAAAUGUGAAUUGCUAAUUUAAAACUCUGCAAAGCCACUGCUCGUUCAGAUCCCAAUCAUUCUGCAGUUUUGUGGAAGUUGACGAUGUCUGGUGCACAGUGUCUGAACCCCUGUGAUCCCCACCCUGUUCAUUCUCGUUGGCUUCAGGAUGAACACCUUUUCUGUGAACAGACCUACUCAUUCAGCCUGACCUCUCACUCUCAUUUGAACCCCGACCCUGACUAAUCACCUGGACGCCCACCCUUACCCUCACAUUGACCCAUCACCCCCACCCCCACUGUGACUCCUUACACUGGCCCCCAACCCUUACCCUGAUCUCCAGCGACCUCUGGUUCUGGGCCCUUAUGUAUUUGCAUCAUUGCACGGGAAUGGAGCCAAUGGAGAUGGGAAAACCUUUGUUUAUAGAGAAGGGAAUGUUCCCUUCACAUCUACACUGGCUGAUGCACUGCAGUCUGAUCAAACUCCACUUAUCAGUGUUUUCUCCACAGCCUCAAGGUUUCAACAGGGUUUGUUUCCUAUCCUCACCAACAGAGGUCCAGUACCAGCACAGUUCUCUUUCCUUCUUCAACACAUCACCUUAAAUCCAUGUUCCCUGCAUAGACCUCCCAUCCAAAGGAGAUUCUAUCCACACCCCUCACAGUCGUGCACUCCAGAGUCUCCCCUCCACCUCCUUAGCUGCAGGGGAACCAAUGUAGCCCAUCCAGAGAAGGUUCUGCUUUCUUUAAGUGAGAGAUGUGAACAGAUUAGUCUGAAGCCAGGUGUGAAUGAUGAAGGAUUAUGAAAUAGCUAACAGGAGGAGGAGGCUCCAAAAACGUCCUCUCCUUCAACAAGAGAACGGUGAAGAAAAGGCUGAAGUGUUGUCACCAAGUUCCAUGUAAGCAUUCCAUACUGGCUUCCUGCACACACCCCAGACUCCAGGCAAAUUCUGCUCAGCUGACUGUUGUAGAAGGCUAUGGGGCUAAUGUUCCUCCUGUUGUACUGAAGAUGGUGAUCCACGAGUAUGUGCUGUAGACAGGUGGUUCCAUUACAGCUACAACACUCCCAUCUACCUGACAAUGUGGGAAAUAAGACAGUGCUGUCCUCUCAUCGAAGGAUAAAUCCUUUCCACUGCCAAUCAGUCGGCAUUUUGGAUUGUGUCAUCAAUAGUGUGAUUCAUUGGCACUUCACCUCAGAUGCCAUUCCCAUCCGGAACCCAUCCUAGCCUCAGUCCAAAAAUGGUCCAAGUGCAUUUUUCCAAGAUGCACUGGUAAACUGAGGUUAAUUGGCAUCAGAGAUCGGAGUGUAGAGAAAGGUACUUGUGGUUUUUAGCGGGCAAUCAUCUCAGCUGCAGAAUAUCGCUGCAGAAGAUGGUUGGUGCCCAGCCUUCUUCAGCUGUUUGCCUGUGUCAUUCAUAGAAACACACACAAAACGCUGGAGGAACUCAGCAGGCCAGGCAGCAUCUAUGGAAAAGAGUAAAGAGUCAAUGUUUUGGAACAAUACCCUUCCUUGGGACCGGAAAAAGAGAUGAGGUCAGAGUAAGAAGGGGAGGGGAGGUAGUAGGUGAUAGGUGAAGCCAGGACGGAGGAGGUGUGAAGUAAGGAGCAGAGAAGUUGAUUGGUGAAAGAGGUAAAGGGCAAUCUAAUGGGAGAGGACAGAAGGCCAUGGAAGAAAGGGAAGGGGGAAGAGCACCAGAUGGAGGUGAUGGGCAGGGAAGGAGAUGAGGUAAGAGAGGGAAAUGGGAAUGGGGAAUAGUGAAGGGGAGGUAAAUACCAGAAAUUUGAGAAACCGAUAUUCUUGCCAUCAGGAAGCAUGGCAAACCAUGCUGGCUGUCAUUAAUUAAGCCCUGGUUUUUCCAAAUGCUCACAAAUCCUAUCCCUAAGAACUCUCUCCAGUAACUUUCCUACCACUGGCGUGAGGCUCAUCAGUCUAUAGCUUGCAGGGUUAUCCCUGGUUCCUUUCUUGAGUAGCUAACAACAUUAGCUACUCCCUAGACCUCAGGACCUCACCUGUAGCUAGAGAAGACACGAAGAUGUUGUCCAAGGCCCCAGCAAACUCUUCAGUUGCCCCUCUCAAUAACCUGGGGAUAUGUCAUCAGGCCCUGGGGUUGUAUCCACAUUAAUGCCCUUUAAGAGACCCAGCACUACCUCCUCCUUUACUUUGAAAUGCCCCAGCAUAUUAAUGCAUGUGGCACUCAACUCCCUAUCAUCCACAUCCUUCUCCUUGGUAAAUACUGAUGUAAAGUACUCAUUAAGGACCUCACCCACAUCUCUGCAUUCAGGCAAAUGUUCCCCCUUUAUCCUUGAGUGGUCCUACCCUCUCCCUGGUUACCCUCCUGCUCUUGGUGUUUGUAUAGAAUGCCUUGGGAUUCACCUCAAUCCUACUUGCCAAGGACUUCCAUGGCCCCUUCUCGCUUUCCUAAUUUCCUUCCUUAGUUUCUUUUCUGGCUUCUUUAUAUUCAUCAUGUGCUUCGUCUGACUUCCAAAGCUUUUCAUUCUUAUCCUUUUUCUUUACAAAAUUCAUCCAAGGUUCUCUUACCUUGCUGUCCUUGUCCUUCCUUCUGCCUGGAAUAUACCUGUCCUAUACUCUGUGCCGUUGGUCUUUAAAAGCCCUCCAUAUGUCAGAUGUGGACUUGCCCAAAACAGCUGCUUCCAAAUAACUUUCACUAAUGCUCUCUCUCCUGCCUAUUGCUCCAAUUUAAUACUCUCCUGCAAGACUCAAUACCAGGUCCAGCUCUUCUUACUAGACUAUCUCCAUAUUGAUUUAAGAAACCCUCCUGGAUGCACCUAACAAAUUCUGCCCCAUCUAAACCCCUUGUAGUCUGAGGGUCCCAGUUUAUAUUAGGAAGGUUGAAAUCCCUUAUGACAACAACCCUCUAACUCUAUUGUUUUUACACCUUUCCUUAAUCUGCCUGCAUAUUUGGUCCUCAAUGUCCCAGAGGUUACGGGGGGGUGGGGGCGGGGGCUAUAGUACAACCCCAUGAGUGGUUGUUCCACUCCUAUUCCUAACUUCUACCUAAACAGACUCAGUGUCUGAACCCUUCAUUAUGUCUCCUCUGAGUACAGCUGUAAUAUUGUCUCUGAUUAGUAGUGCAAUUCCCUCCUCUUUUAAUUCCCUCUGUAUCUUUUCUAAAACAUUGAAACCUUGGGACAUUAAUCACCCAUUCCUGUCCCUCUCUCAUCAAGUCCCUGUGAUGGCCACAUCAUCAUGGUUCCAUGUUCUGUUCAUCACGUUUACCCAUAACACUCGUAGCAUUAAAAUAUACACACUUCAGACUGUCUGUCCCAUUGUGUCUGUUACUUUGCUCCUGCCUGUUUAUACUGGCCCUGACAUCUAUCUUCCUCUCCAUCCCUCUGCUUUCUGACCUGAUACUCUGGUUCCCUUCCCCCUGCCAAACUAGUUUACACCCUCCCGAGUAACACCAGCGAACCUCCCGGCCAGGAUAUUGGUUCCCCUUCGGUUUAGGUGCAAUUCCUCCCUCUUGUACAGGUCACCUUUGUCCCAGAAAAGGUUCCAAUGAUCCAAGAACCUGAAACCCUGCCUCCUACUCUACUUCCUCAGUCACCUAUUCAUCUGUACUAUCAUCUGACUAGCAUCUCUCCAGAGAUUACUCCCAGUACCUCGGAGGUCUUGUUCUUCAGCCUCUUUCCUAACUCCCUCUACUGUGCAAGACCUCUUCCCCUUUCUACCUCAGCAACACACACAAAAUGCUGGAGGAACUGAGCAGGCUGGGCAGCAUCUAUGGAAGAAAGUACAGUCAGUGUUUUGGGCCGAGACCCUUUGGCAGGAGCCUUUCUACCUACGUCAUUGGUGCUCGUGAGCACCACAACCUCCGGCUGCUCACCCUCCCCCAUGAGAAUAUUCUGCAGCUGCUUAGAGAUAUCCUGGACUUUAGCACCUGCAAGGCAACACACCAUCUUGACAUCUCUUUCACAACCACAGAAUCUACUGUCCACUCCCCUAUUAAGUCUGCUGUUAAUAUCCUUUGCCUGACUUUACCCUUCCCUGCUGAGCCUAAGAGAGGGCCACAGUGCCACUGGACUGGCUGCUGCUGCUGUGCCCUGCUAUGUCAGCAGUUUCAAAAGGGGUAUUCUUGUUGCUCAGGGAACCCUGCCUGCACUGUGUGCUUACCUCUGCUGGUCAGCCAUCUAGGUAUGACCACCUCCGUAAAAGUUUCAUCUCUGAGGUAUGUCCCGAGUGCGUCCAGCUGCAGCUCCAGCUCCUUGACCUGGUCAGUCAGGAGAUGAAGUUGGAUGAACCUGCAGAUGUAGUUAUCAGUGAAAUAGUUGGGUAUUAAUCCCACAUUUUACAGGAGGAGCAUUCCACUGCUUUACCAUCCUGCUUACCCUUGUUAUACCAUUGUCUCUUAACUUCUCAAGCUUAAAUUCUACAAUCAAAUAAAUGACUCCAAAAAAAAACACAGCAACUUUGGCCUCUGCCUAUUCUUACUGAAGCCUAUUGAGAAAGCCUGACCACUCUAACACUGCCCCACUCCAACAAUGGCUGCUCUGCCUAAACCUGAUUUCUUAUGGGCCCUUGCUAACUUACUAGUAACCCAAGCAAUCUCUCCCUCUGACAGACACCACUGCCUUUUUAAAAUUGGUGCAUAAACUCCGCAAGGAACUGUCUUCAACACUUUCUGUGAUCUCCAACUCCGCAAGUAAGUCCCCUGCCAUAAGGAAAAGAUUAUUCAUACCCUGACCAUGAGGAAAAGAUUAUUACUCUCUGCUCUAUCUAGACCUCGUAUAAUUAUAUACUCUUCUAUCAGGUCAUCCCUCAGUUCCCUUCAGUCUGUGUAGAACAAGCCCAGCCUAUCUGAUCUCUCCCCAUGACUAAAGUCCUCCAAUUCCUGCAACAUCCUGACAAAUCUCUGCUUUCUCUCCAACACAAUCACAUUCUUCCUGUCAUGCUGUGACCAGGGCUGCACUUAACACUUACUUCAAGUACAAACUGAGCUGGGUUUUGAAGAAACUGCACACAAUAUCCCAACUCUUAUAUUCUGUGAAGACAAGUAUGCCGUAACCCUUUUUCAUGACCCUAUCUGCCUGUGUUACAUAGAAAACCUACAGCACAAUACAGGCUCUUCGGUCCACAAAGUUGUGCCAAACAGGUCCCUACCUUAGAAAUUACUGGGCUUGCCUAUAGCCCUCAAUUUUACUAAGCUCCAUGUAUCUAUCUAAAAGCCUCUUUUUUUCUUUUUACAAUAUUUUUAUUCAGAAGGAAAAAAAACAAGAUUUAUAGAGUGCAACACAUAGAUACAUCUCAACAUAACUUGUGUACAUUCAUAUAUUGUAAUAAAAUUGAUCAAAAUGUUAUAGCAUAUCACAUAAAGGUAUACCACUCUGUAAUCAAAAAUUUAAAUAUAAGUCAUACAUCAUAAAAGAAAGUUUUUAUAUAAAAAGAAGUCAACCCCCUACCAACUACCAAAGACAAAAGCUGAUGGAUGACAAUGGAUAAUUAGAAAAAAAACAUAUUCACUUAAGAAGAGAAGAUAAAAAUAUACAUGAAAGUCUGUGCACUGUUAAACUUUAUAAAUUGGAAAAGUAAUUUAGGAAAGGUCCCCAGAUAUCAUAAAAAGAUUGUUUCGAAUUUAAGACUGAGCACCAGAUCUUUUCUAAAUUUAAAUAAGACAUAAUAUCACAUAGCCAUUGAAGAUGUGUCGGAGGGGUAGACUCCUUCCAUUUAAGCAAGAUUGCUCUUCUUGCUAAAAGAAAGGUAAAAACUAAAACCUGUAGGUUAGGAGUAUUUAAAGUUAUAUCUUCAUCUGCAAUAAUACCAAACAAGGCAGUAAGGGGAUUGUCAAAUAAAUUUGCACUCCCAAAAACACAUUUUUACAGAUACCUUCAAAUUAGAGAUUUCCUACAUUUCCAAUUAACUACUUUUCCUAUAGGUCCUGAUAAAAAUUUACUGGAUGAUCUUUUAAAUUUAAAACCUUUUGUUAAUGGUUCUGUUACUGGUAUCUAUAACUUGUUGAUUGAUUCUAGACAAGACUUUUUAGAUAAAAUAAAAAAAGCUUGGCAGGAUGACCUAAAUUGUCAGAUUUCUGGUGAUAGAUGGAAUAAAAUUCUUAAACGGGUUAAUAAAUCAUCUUUCUGUGCUCAUCAUUCUCUUCUACAAUUUAAAGGUGUUCAUAGAGCUUACAUUUCUAAACAGAAGCUGUCCAGUUUUUACUCGAAUGUUUCUCCACUUUGUAAUAAAUGCAACUCUGCUGAUGCCUCUUUAAUUCAUAUGUUUUGGUUUUGCCCUAAAAUUGGGAAGUUUUGGCGGGAAGUAUUUCAUACCUUCUCACAACUUUUUAGGGUCCAAUUUGACCCAAUUCCCCUUACUGCCUUGCUUGUAAAAGCCUCUUAAAAGACCCUAUCGUAUCCGUCUCCACCACUGUUGCUGGCAGCCCAUUCCACACACACCGCUCUCUGAGUAAAAAAACUUACCCUUGACAUCUCUUCUGUAUGUGCUCACCAGCAUCUUAAACCUGGGUUCUGUUGUGCCAACCAUUUCAGCCCUAGGAAAAAGCCUCUGACUAUCCUCAUGAUCAAUGCCUCUCAUCAUCUUAUACACCUCUGUCAGGUCACCUCUCAUCCUCCGUCGCUCCAAGGAGAAAAGGCCGAGUUCACUCAACCUAUUCUCAUAAGGCAUGCUCCCCAAUCCAGGCAACAUCCUUGUAAAUCUCCUCUGCACCCUUUCUAUGGCUUCCACAUCUUUCCUGUAGUGAGGCAACCAGAACUGAGCACAGUUACCUUUGUGAAAUGUGAACUUGGUCCUGGUCUUCAUCAAAAUUCUUCAGUGCCCAACUAUUUACUCCAUACCCCAAUCUAACUCUCAGAAUUAGAUUUCAUUCCAUCUGAUCUGCAUCCUUCUGUAGUCUCGGACAAUUUUCCUUGUUCUGCAUUAUACCAGUACUGUGUCAUCUGCUGACUAAUUGUGAUUUCUAUAUUCACACUCAGCUCUUUAAUAUGUGACAAAUAGCUGAGGUCUCAGCACCAAUCCCUUCAUACACCACUAGUUACAACCCUAAUGUCUACUAACACCCAGCCAAUUUUGGAUCCAGUUAGCCAGCUCCCACAGUCCUUAACCUUUGAACCAGCCUACCAUAUGGGAUCUUGUCAAAUACCUUAUUAAAGUCCAUAACAACAUCAUCAACCUCCCUACUUACAUAAUCUUCUCAGUUACCUCUUCAAAAAACUCAAAUUAGUGAGAUUAGAUUUUCCCCUCACUAAGCCAAGCUGAGCAUCCCUCUACAGUCCGUUUAUCCAGAUCCUGUCCUUUAUGAUUUUCUCCUCUCACUUCCCUACCACUGGCCUGCAGUUACCCGUCUUACCCCUGCUGCUCUUCUGGAAUAAAGGAACAACAUUAGUUGUCCUUCUGUCUUCUGGAAGCUUGUCUUUAGCUAAUGAAGUUGCAGAGCUUGCAGUGAAGUGGCCUGUUCUGUAGCUGGAGGACAGGCCUGUCUGUGAGUGGGUGGGAGGGCAGGUAUGGGUGUGAGUGGGUGGGAGGGCAGGUAUGGGUGUGAGUGGGUGGGAGGGCAGGUAUGGGUGUGAGUGGGUGGAUGGGUGUAUGUCUGGAUCUGGGUCUAUGGAUGGGGGUGCGGGAAAGGGAUUGUUUUCCUGUUGAAGCCACUUGUGUUAUUCUGCUAAACACUGGGCUUGCUAUAUCAGCACUGGAAUGUGAGAUGACUCUUGUGAGCUGCCCCCAGCCCAUCCUUAGAUUGACACAAACAACACAUUUCACUGUGUGUUUCAAUGUACAUGUGAUAAAUAAUCUGAAUCUGAAUUCUUUGUCAACACCCCAGCUAUCUCAUUUCUUGUUUCCUGUAGCAAACUAGAUUAGAUCUAGUAUGGCCCUGGGGAUUUAUCAAUCCUUCUACAUCCCAUGACACUAGCAUCUUCUCCACAAUCUCCUGUGGAUCCCUGCAUCCUUCCUGAACCGUUCAGCAGAACCCUUUGAUCCCGGCUUUGCAUCCAGUGAGCCACUUCCUCGUGAAUUAUGUUGGUGUUUAGCAGGAGGCAAGGAGUCAGAAUAAUGGGUCCUGUUCUGGUUGGUUGCCAGAAACGACUGGUGUUCCACAGGGGUCAGUAUUGAGACUGCUCCCAUUCAUGGUAUAUGUCAAUGAUUUGGAUGACAGAAUUGAUGGCUUUGUAGCCAAGUUUGCAGACAAUACAAAGAUAGGUGGAGGGGCAGGUUAUGUUGAGAAAGCACUUGGGAGUCCUUGUGCGGGAUUCCCUAAAGGUUAAUUUGCAGGUUGAGUGGUUUGUGAGGGCAACAAAUACAAUGUUAGCCUAUCACAAACAAGAGAAAAUUGAAAGAUGCUGGAAAUCCAAUCACAAAUAAGGGAAAAUCGAAAGAUGCUGGAGAUCCAAUCACAAUCAAGAGAAAAUCUGCAGAAGCUGCAUUCAUUUCUGAGAGAACUAGAAUAUAAAAGCAACUGAGGCUUUGGUCAGACCACACGGAGUGUUGUGAUCAGUUUUUGGUCCCUUAUCAAAGAAAAGAUGUGUUACCAUUGGAGAAGGUCCGGAGGUUCAUGAGAAUGAUUCUGGGAAUGAAAUGGUUAAUGCAUGGAGAGCAUUUGAUGGUUCUGGAUCUGUACUCACUGGAGUUUAGAAGAAUGGGGGAGGGGGAUCUAUUGAAGCUUAUCUAAUACUGGAAGGCCUAGACACAGUGGUUGUGGAGAGGACACAGCCUCGGAAUCGAGGUAUGUCCAUUGCUAUGGACAGCUGUAGAGGCCAAGUCUUUGGGUAUAUUUAGAGUAGAGGUUGAUUAGUCAGGGUGACAAAGGUUGUGGAGAGUGGGGUUGAGAGGGAUUAUGGAUCAGCCAUGCACAGCAGACUCAAUAGACAGAGAGAUCUUAUUCUUCUCCAGUCUUUCACUUGAUGGCCAGUUUGCCACCUGGGACCUUGUCUUUACUAAAGCCAAUGAAGAGAUCAGAUGCUGCAGCUUCAUCAACCACUCCCCCACUUCAACGUACAUGUUGCAAUCACACGAUCAUUUCUACUGUAACGGUCAUUUGACCUCUGCCAGUGUCGGGCUGAGUGUUGACAGUUACUCAGGCUUACGACCCCCAUCUGUGGCCAGAGGUGCUUAAUGUCCCUGCUGUGCCACUUUGCUUUCAUUUCCUAGGAUGUGCUUUACUUGGGGAUGAUGGAUUUUCUAAAUUUGAGGUUGCUAAAUUGUAUGUUUCCACUGUUAUAUUUAUUCCAUCAUCAUUUCACACCAGUCUUCACCAAGUUGUUUUUAUUGUUCUCCCUCUAGUGAAGAGACACUUGUACACUUCCAGAUUCCUGGUGGUUCUGCCCUCUUCCUGCUCUUGGUAAUCUCACACAAAGCUCCAGACUGACAACAGGCAGGUAGCACCUUGGCAGUGAAAUUCUCACCCUUGGUUUCAAACCUCACCCUAAUCUCAGCCCUUCUGCCCAACAGCACUGCCUGUCAUCCUCCCCGACAAAUUCAUCGAUGACAGCCAGGACCCUGAGCGAUGGAACAUCCCUCCUCAUGACAGAUGCCCAUGACACUGAGAGGCAGUGAGCUACUGAAUUUUAUUUGGUCUACAGUCCAUCCAUUUCACACACUACCCCUCCAGGGUGGGCUGUUCUACCAGGGAGCCUGCGUGUAUUCAAUGUCAAGGUCUGUCUUUGACUAGCCUAUAGGAUAAUUUUAAUCCAGAUACACGUUCAGAUGUUCAAGAGGAGAUCUUUGUAUUUUCAGCUUUUCUAACUCAAGAACUUGAGUUAUUCAGACGUUCAGUGUAUCUUGUUGGAGGUUUGAUGCAGCUUUAGUAGUCUGAAAGAGUUGAGUCGGGUAUGCACUUUAAAGGGGCACAGGAGUAGAUCAUGGGUGCAAGAUGGAAAGUGGGAGGACAGCUGAGGAGUCACAGUGAAGCUCUACACUGCCUGUGCCAUUCAUUAAGGAAGAUGUGGUUUUGAAGAGGGUGCAGAGGGGAUUCCACAAAAGGAUUUUGAUUCAGAUUCUGAUUUAUUUGUCAUAUGUACAUCAAAAUGCAGUGAAAUGUGUUGACGACAAAAUUGUUGGGGGCAGCUCACAAAGGUCGCCACACAUUCCAACACCAACAAUCACAACAGAGAACACACCAGAACAGAACUUACCAAGCAACAACAGUCAAACAAGCCCUUUCCUCCCCUCCUUACUCACUCCCACAUCACCUUCAGUUCCUCAGAAAUUCACAGACCUGCGGCUCCAACUAUUGUGCCUCAAUCAGCCUUUUGAGCUUUGAAUCAGACAUACAAUCAACUUUCGAGCUUCAAUCCAGACCUCUGGGGAAGAGAGACGUCAGUUCUGUAGACAAACUAGAGAAACUGGGGUUGUUUGCCUUGGACCGGAGGAGGUUGUGAGGAAAUCUGAAAUAAUGUAACAUAUAGACAGUACAGGGUUUAUUUGAAGCAGCCACUGGGUCUAGAAUGCACCAACUGGAGCGGCAUGUGGAGGCAGGUUUAUGCCAUUCAAUAGGGAGCUGGCAGGAGGAAGUGCAGGGUGAUGGGGCGAGGACAGGCAGUGGAACUAGCUCCUUGUGUCCAGCCUGUGAAGCUGGACAGAACAAUGGCCAUUCUGUGUGCUGUUACAAAGUGAAAAACUGAGGGACUGUCGUGAUUUAAACUGAUUCAGCAACACCUCUCAGAGGACUGAUACAUCUGUCCUUCACUAAACUUCACUGCAUGCAUUCUGAGGCUGACUGUUUCAAAUGAAGUGCUGCAUGUUCUUGUUCAGUCCGACUUAAAGAAAACAUUAAAUUAUUUUUGUGGCUGUGGA
Messenger RNA from Hypanus sabinus (Atlantic stingray), 12268 nucleotides. Its product is annotated as phosphorylase b kinase gamma catalytic chain, skeletal muscle/heart isoform-like. Gene Ontology annotation, cellular component: phosphorylase kinase complex. The transcript has 11 exons. The coding region runs from base 246 to 1406 and encodes 386 amino acids. Gene Ontology annotation, molecular function: phosphorylase kinase activity; ATP binding; calmodulin binding. Lineage: Eukaryota; Metazoa; Chordata; Chondrichthyes; Myliobatiformes; Dasyatidae. Gene Ontology annotation, biological process: protein phosphorylation; glycogen biosynthetic process. The record is from RefSeq and is a predicted model, not a curated record.